Molecule: messenger RNA, 2400 nt
Organism: Haliotis rufescens (red abalone)
Lineage: Eukaryota; Metazoa; Mollusca; Gastropoda; Lepetellida; Haliotidae
Exons: 6
Coding region: 73-1209 (378 amino acids)
Source: RefSeq, a predicted model, not a curated record
UGUCCGCGCCCAUGCAACAUGUGUUGUGACAUUUAGUUGCCAGGCUUUUCUGUCGUUGAUAUAUUUGGAACCAUGUUCACGCAAAAUAUAUGCACAUCAUGCUUCAAGAGACUGGUUUCUAGGUCUUCUUUCGAUGUAUCCAAGUUUGCAAUAACACAAUCGAAUCUUUCGAUAAGGUUACAAUUGAACCGCUUCUUACGAACCUCACAUUCACUUGUGCAGAAAAACAAUCGCUAUUCUGACAAACCCGACACACAGUUACCGGUGAGGUAUUUGUACGUACAUACGUCGAUAGGCCGAUGGGUUGAUAUUCCAGACGGACUGGUGUUUGAUGUCGGGUACGGUGACUCCAUGCCGGACAAGCCGUGGACCCGUGCCACGCCCACUGUCCUCGGGCUCCACUCCACGCCAGGGUCUCAUGAAGAUCUGGGUCCAUUACUGCAGCCGUUUGUAAAACUUGGAUGUAGAGUAAUUGCCCCGAACUUUCCAGGCUUUGAUUACACAGAGGGUAUAAUAUCUCCUUAUAAUGAUGUCUUCACUCACUCCACUGAUGAAAAAGCCGAGUUCGUCAGAGAUUUUCUUCAUAACAUGGGUGUUGAAAGCGUGGACUUGGUAAUUGGUCACGGUGCAGCUUGCAACCCACUGUUACGACUCGCUACCACCAAGGAGACAGCCCACUUGUUUAAGUCAGCAGUGCUAAUCUCCCCUUGGCCUCAUCGACCAUUUCGGGGAAUAAAUCCCUACAGCUUACACCAACGAAUAACAGCACUCUGGGAUCGGCCCGCUCUACGCUUCAUGUGUCGACUACUGGCCAGGCGAGCUGCCAAGUCACUAGGCCUGCAGGGACACAGCAUAAACAGUGUCAUAAGAACAUCUCAGACUGUCACAAACAUGGGCUUUGAUGAGAUUGCAGGCAUACUGAUUGCUGCGGACAUGUUGAUGCUCCCGUGUGCUGUGUUCUACUCUGGUGAUGACAAGUUUAUAGAAGAAGACGUUUACAAGGAGUUCCUCCAUCUGAUGGGCAUCAGUGCUGAUCGAGAGAUGUUGGUUGGGGAGGAUGGCAAGAUCUGUGUCCCUGCUUCUGUGGAGGGCUUCCCGAAGACACUGAGGUUUGAGAGUGGAGGUCAGGACCUCCACACAAGGUACCCCGGACUCAUCAAUGCUGUGUCCUGGAGCCUGCUGCAACAUGUACGUCCUGACGCAAGAUGAUGCGAUGUGUUCACAGCAGACAGUGACUGGAUAGAUAUCUGUGGUUGGAUGACAACUGUGAUCAAUUCUCCAUCUUGAAAUGAAGGUCAUACUGUUUAUACUGAAUAUACAUGUCUGGGUUUCGAGGAUUCAUCAAACUGUAGGACUUCAUCCAACUGAUGAAAUGUAUCCAGAUCAUUAGUUCAAGAUUCAAUAUGCGUGAUUCAGUUGUAAAGCAACUAUGACAAUUUCCCAAUUAUAAACAAUGGUCUUGAUAAAGAUCAAGUGAAUUUUUUCACUUAGAUGAGUGUCUAUAGUGAACAUUGUCUUGAAGAGUGUGCAGUAUAAUUGGUAGUUGCCCAGUUUGUGAGGUCAGGUUGUGGAUGAGUAUAUUUAUAUGCUAGACCUUACAAUCGAGGGAGACCCAGUCAGCAUGUUGACAUUGUCGAGUGAGUGAGUUACCAUUGCUUGAACAUUAUCUCGGGUUGCAUGACAGUGUGUCAGUUUCAUGUGGGAGAACAGCCUGAAGUGAUGCCAGCUGUAGACAUUUACUUCUUUGGGGAAGUGGUGAGGUGAAAUGCUUAACAUUGCCUAGAAGAUUGUUGCAAUUAUAGAGUUAUGUGCAUACAUGUGUGCUUGCAUGCGUGUGUUUUCUUUCUCAUCCCCUUAAUCCAGGGUUCCAAGUAGGGUAAUAACAACUGCCACCCAUUAAUGUCUUUUGGUAUGAUGUGGCCAGGGGAUUGAACCACUGACCUUACGUUGUAUCCACUUGACCACCGAGGUGAAACCCACGAGCAUAGGCAUAAUGAACUACAGACAGUACACUUCACUGGACUGUGGUUUUGCAACAGCUAUAUUCCAGCUUCAUCAUGGCAUCCUGUAAAUAAUCAAGUCUGGGCCAGACAAUGCAGUGAUUGAUCUAUUAGCAGUGUCCAAUGUUGUCAGGGUAGGAGGACAUGCUGCCAAGUCAAACAGCCUGAACAUUCGCCUGGUACAUAAAUAGGUGGCUCGGUGCUGGGGACCAAUUCUUAUCCGGAAUCUCCACACAGCUCACAUGCAAGAUGAGUACCCUGGCCUGCACAUAUAAAAGUGAGACCCGUGAAGAUCCGGGGUAGAAUAGGCUUUAGCAACCCAUGCUUGCCAUAAAAGGCGACUAUGCUUGUCGUAAGAGGCGACUAAUGGGAUCGGGUGGUCAGACUUGCUGACUUGGUU